AUGCGCGCGUCUACUCCCCCCUCCGCCUCCGCGCACGCGCCCCUCGCUUCACAUUCCGCAAUCCACUCCCCGCUGUCCCGGAGCUCCCUCUCGCUCUCCAAACCAUUAUUGCUCUCCUCAACCUCCUCCUCGCAUUCUCACUCCCUCUCUCACUCCCACUCGCCCUCGUCGCUCUCCCAGCCAACCGUCUCCUCCACCCCCUCGCCCUCUUCCCUCGCCGCCCUCCACCCUCUCCUCUCCGGCCACUCGCACCCAGCCACGUCAGCAGCACUCGCGUGCCUGGGCGCAGAGCAGCGUGAGGAGACGGCUCGAGGGGGGGUGUGCUGGCAGGGGGGCGCGCGAGUGGGCAGCGAGGGCGGUGAGCGCGACGGGGAGGGUGAGCGUGAUGGGGGCGCGCGGGGGGACGAUCGGAUGGAAGGCGUGGCGAUGGGGGGGCGCGGGGAGGGGGAGGGCGCGGAGGAGUGUGGGAGAGCGGUGGCAGGGGCGGCAGGCUAUGGCAGCGUUUCUGCUGAGCGGGGUGAGGGGUCGAGGGGGGCGCGGUUGGAGUUGGCGCACGGCAUGGGCGCGGAGGGGCGAGGGGCGCGGCCAGAGCUGCGGAGAGUGCUGUUUGGGGAGCUGCAGCGGCUGCGGAAUGGAUGCGAUGAUGUCAGCAGUGAUGGUGGUGGUGGUGGCAUGGGGCCCGCCAGUUCGCUGGAGCAGGAAAUGGAGUUGCAUAAUGCGAUGGCAGGUAGGGGCGAGCACAAAGUGCGGGCGUGGGAGCAUGAAUGGUCCUCGUGUGACCCGAUGCACGGUGGGGGCGACGGGGCACGGGAGAUUGGAGGCGGGGCGAGGGGACGAGGCGAGUGGGACAGCGACGAGGAGGCAGCAGGGCGGUGGGGGGAUGCGGACGGGGUGUUGCAGCUGAGUGCAGAGGAGUACGAGGCGCUGCUGCUGGACAUGCAGAGAGCGCUCUAUGAGAAGGAGGAUGGGCACUUGGAGGCACCAGUGCCGUCAGGUAUGUGGUGGUGCGUGUUGACUUGGUGUGCUGCUGCUGGCCACGCAGAGAGCGUUCAGAUGGAUGCUAUCGCUGGAAUGGGAUGGGUGCAGGCCUCUCGUCUUUGCACGGGUGCUGCAUGUGUGUUUGUACGGCAUGACGGGUAUUGGCAAUCACCCAAGUCUCACUCCUUAUCUCGCCUCCCUCCUCUCCACUCUCUCACCCAUUUCUUCACCACUCUCACUCAUCUGCCCGCCACUCCCACCCAU
Molecule: messenger RNA, 1242 nt
Organism: Closterium sp. NIES-65
Lineage: Eukaryota; Viridiplantae; Streptophyta; Zygnematophyceae; Desmidiales; Closteriaceae
Source: the annotation of a GenBank genome assembly